AUGUCACUCAAAAGCCCUAAGAAUGGAAAUAGCACGCAGUGUCAUUACUGGGGAUAUUCAUUCUACUGGACUGACCUCCACUCCUCUGCCGAUGAACUCCGUCCGCUGGCCUAUACGUGCGAUAUGCUUGCAGAUGACUGCGUAGAGAUUUUGAAUAAAAUUCCGACACAUGACGACUUGGACAAGAAGAUCUAUAAGAAGGAUCUAUAUGGUCUAUUGCGGGAUCAUGCGGAUGAAGAUCCGAAACUCCAAGAGUUGUGGACGCAAAUCAAUACCAUCCCGGAUUGGGUGGACUGGGCGCAAAUUCAACGAGGGCAGGAUGUCUUCUUUCGAUAUGGACUUCCGAUCCUGAAUGUACUCAGUUUUGAAAGCUUACUCGGUGGAAUGGGAGCCAUUCGAGUCGUUGAAACCCUCACACGCACAGGCGGGUUCGGAGCUAAGGUAGUACGGCGAAGAUUACUCGAGACUCUUCAGCAUAUCCUCCAAGUCAACAGCUCAGUCGAAGGAAUGAAACCAGGCGGGGAAGGCCAUGUCUCAUCUGUUCGAGUCCGAUUACUCCAUUCAUCGGUCCGGAUGAGAAUACUCAGUCUGGUUGACCAAAAGCCUGAAUACUAUGAUAUCGACCGAUAUGGAACCCCAGUCAACGACCUCGAUUGCAUCGGUACUAUCAACACAUUCUGCAGCGCGGUGGUCUGGCUCGGACUGCCCAGGCAGGGGAUUUACCUCAGCCAGCAAGAGAUCGAGGACUACAUUGCACUAUGGAGACUGGUGGCUUAUUAUAUGGGUACACCGACGCAUCCAUUUGAAGAUACAGCCAAAGCGCGGGCCAUGAUGGAAUCUUUACUAAUUACGGAAAUCGAUCCUACGGAGGUUGGAAAGGUUCUGGCGAAGAAUAUUAUCAUUGGUCUGGAGAACACGGCACCGGCUUAUGCAUCCAAGGAGUUUAUGGAAGCCAUGGCACGACUGCUCAAUGGGGAUCAGCUUUCUGAUGAGUUGGAGAUUCCGCGCUCAAACUUUUAUUAUAAGAUGUUGAUGUGGGGUUAUUGUUUCUGGGUCAUGGGUGUUUCGUACAUCAUUCCUAGAAUUGCUUGCUUGGAUAAGAUGAUGAUUUCGCUCCGUCGAAAGUAUUUCUACAAGCUCAUUCUCGACGAGAAGAUGGGUCUUGGGGAAGAGUCCCGCUUCGAGUUCAAAUAUGUUCCCACUCUGACUCGCAUAACUCGACUUGGAGAGCGGAGGAGUACUAAAUUCGAGCGACCCGGUAUUGAGAGCUUAGCACGUCUGGGGCUUCUCGCCGCUUUCACUGCAGUGAUGACUCUAGCCUUGGGCUUUGUUUUUGCGACGAGAAUGAUUCCUGCGCAUCAGUUGUUCUUGGUUGUUUGA
Molecule: messenger RNA, 1380 nt
Organism: Penicillium nucicola
Lineage: Eukaryota; Fungi; Ascomycota; Eurotiomycetes; Eurotiales; Aspergillaceae
Product: oxygenase MpaB family protein
Exons: 4
Coding region: 1-1380 (459 amino acids)
Molecular function (GO): oxidoreductase activity
Source: RefSeq, a predicted model, not a curated record